Molecule: messenger RNA, 1795 nt
Organism: Patiria miniata (bat star)
Lineage: Eukaryota; Metazoa; Echinodermata; Asteroidea; Valvatida; Asterinidae
Gene: spdya
Product: speedy protein A-like
Exons: 7
Coding region: 250-1290 (346 amino acids)
Biological process (GO): positive regulation of cyclin-dependent protein serine/threonine kinase activity
Molecular function (GO): protein kinase binding
Source: RefSeq, a predicted model, not a curated record
CGAAAGUUCAAAAAGUGAUAAGUUAACUUUAAGUUUUGGUCCGCCGGCCGGCCACCAAGCAUAGCCUACAACUAACACAUAAAACUAGUUAGGCCUAGUCCUAAACAACAGUAAAUUGGACUACUAGCCCACUAGUUCUUCUAGUUUCUAAUCUUGUUCGUCCUGAUGACUACUUAUUGACGGGUCUACUACCGUAGUUUUAAGGUCUGGAACAUGAUGUGACAUCUCAACGGAAUCUCCAGCAGGGCUAUGGGCAAGGGCUCCCUGCAAAAAGACUUUGAAUUUCCCUCUGUGAUCCUGAGCUGUUUUCAGUGCAGCACUAGUGCUGUUACUCCCAUUCUGACUGACAAACUGCACGUCCGAGAUCAAGACAUGAGAGUGGAUGUGGUGAACAAUGUGCCAGCUGUGUCGGUGCUCCAGCCCGUAAAGCGCAGAAUAGGUGCGGAGAAAGAAACACGGAGAGGACCUUGUCAGGACAUCACUAACGUCACUGCAGCAUUGUGCAGCCCACCUAAGAGAGCCAAGAAUGCGCCUAUGACAGUAACAAGCAAAGAGAUGGCUGCAUUCUUCAAAAUUUUUGAUGACAGUCUGAUCCAAGAUUUCUUGUGGAUGGACAACUGUGCAAAAGUAGCAGACAAGUAUCUCAUCGCAAUGGUCUUUGCAUACUUCAAGAGAGCCAACUACACAAUCAGCCAGUAUACAAGAAUGAACUUCUUUGUUGCCUUGUACCUUGCUAAUGACAUGGAAGAGGAUGAAGAGGAGUUCAAAUAUGAGAUCUUCCCCUGGGCGCUGGGACUGACCUGGAGAGACAAGUACCCAAGCUUCCUGAGGAAGCGAGACAAGCUGUUGAAGACCAUCGAGUACAGGGCCGCAGUCAGUCGCAAAUGCUGUGAAGAGCUAAUGGCCAUAUCCCCCAAGCACUACAUCUGGCUAAGAGACCGUCAGCCACACCAUGCUGGUGCCAUCAGACACUAUGAGAACUACCUCGGUAGUGAUGAGAGCAACGAGAGCUUCCCACGUGGGCCGGGCUUGUCCCCCAUCCACUGUGAGCUGUGCGCUGAGAGCGGCAGCUUUGCCUACUGUUCUCCUGGCUCCCACAUCACCAACAGCCCAAGCUGCCAUCUGUACCUAGCGUCUUGCACCGAUACCUCGACUGAUAGCCCAGAUGGGGAUGAACUGCCAUGCAAACCCUACUCACCCAGCAUGUUUGAUAUGCAUGGACUAAAGAGUACCCUUCAGACCGAACCGAAUGGAGAGGAUUCCUACUUUUGGGCAAGCUGCCAUGAGUAAGUGACUCAACCAGUAUUCUGAAAUUUGAUGAAAAAAAAUAAUAUGCCAAUAAUGUCACAAGACUGACGGCUAGUUAGACAGUUAAGUUAACCAUUUUUGACAGCUUUAAACUGAUCUUGUUUAACUUGCAUCUUUAGGAUUUUUUUCAAGUGCAGGGUGCAUUGUUUUAAUUUUAAAUAGUGCAAGAAUUGUGGCUUUUAAACUUUUAUUUGAAGGUUUUAUGAAAAGUACAAUUAUUUGAAGUUCAAAAUGUGUGAAGUUUAAAUAGCAGCUUACAAUAAAACCGAAGUCAAAGCAACUCUGAAAUAAUCUAUUUCAAUAUUGUACAAAAACAUGUAUAUGAUGAAGUUAUUUAUUUCAAUUGUUAUUUGCAUUCAGAUACCAUAUCAAUUGUAUUUAAAUUUCAGUAUUUAUCAUAUUAAAGAUAUUUAAUAGUUUGAAGAUAACUUAUUGUUUCCCUUUCCUCAAAUAGAAAUUCAUUGUACUGUUCAAUUUUGGUCGCGCA